UACGAUUCUGUGAUUCUGUGAUUUUGGAACUUUAUAGGAUAAAGGAAUGGAUCUCCGUGUGGGUGUCGGAGUGAUGCUGAGGUGUCACCGUGAAAGCGUGCAGCCACAUCCAGCCUGCAGAAGGUAGAGCAGGAAGGAGAGGCAAGAGGGAAGCAGGCUGUGGUGGCUGAAAUCAGAAGGGAAAAUGUGAUCGUUAUUGUGCAAAAUGCCCUUUAUCGCUGAGCAAAAGGCGUUGUUACUCCUUAAUGUCAGGGAAAACCGCUUUCAGUGGGAAAUUCUUGACGCCUGCUGUGGCAGCCGGUAGAAGUAAUAUCUUGACCGUUAGGUCUACGCUAUUUUUCCUCAGGAAUUUUACAUCGUUUCAUAGCAUACAGCAGUUUCUCUCCACAAAACACACUCUGCCGCCUGGCUUCUUAACGCUGGCGGUUGCAAUCCGGCAGCCUUUGAUGUAAAGCUUCCCUUCACUCGCUUGGAGCUGACAAACGGCGCGGGGCUGUGUUGUGUCACGUGACGGCACGCCGAAAUCCCCCAGUACCGCAGUACGCUGCAGCACGGCUUUAAUGCGGAUUACCUGGAGAUGGCCGUACCGCCCCGUGUCACCCGGCUGCAGCGCGAGGUGAAGCGCUGUGACGUCCCCAGCCUUGCUGCAGUACCUUGCAGGAACUUCUCAGCACCUGAUUUAUAUUGUUUUAUGAUGCGAUAUUCUGGGAAGCACAGCACAGAGGUGACUGCCCAAAUGUUUUUCAGGGAAUAUUUCAUAAAUCUUAAGAAUGACAAGCAGAGAAGAGAAAAGGAAUGAGGAGAGAAGGUUAAAGGAAGCCGUUGGCUCCCACCUGAGAUUUGACCUCAGAAGGAGAAUCCUGGAGGUGAACAGGAGGUGACUCAGACAAGAAGUGAAAGAAGAUAAUGUUUUACAGAGAGGCAUCUGCAGUCCUCAGACAAGUGAGAGGGCAGUUGAGAAAAUGCUGCUGGACUUCUCUUCCAGCUGUCUGUAUGACAAGAAAACCAUUAAAAAUGAAAAAAUUCACACUGUUUGAUUUUAUAAAUGACAACUCACUGCAAAUUGGAGAGACUUCCUGGAUUCAGAAUCUUCCCAGUGAUGACAGUGAACUAGAAGGAUUUCUGAAACCAAAUGAACAUGUGCUGGUAAACUGGCCUGUGGCAGAAAGAAAGACAGAAAAGCAUCUAGUGAAAGUUGUAUACAUGAGUGAUGAUCCCCAAGAGCUGGUGGAAAUGAUGCAAAAGAUACUACAGGAGGAUGAAAUUACGAAAAUACAGGUCCUUGGAAAAGGCAAGAGGAAGAGGAUAGAAAUGAUAUUCUCAGAAAGCGAAGACAGUGAUCUGGGUAAAGAACAGCAGAAGAUGGUGAAGCAUAUAAAAAGAAAAAAAGCAUUUCAGGCAUCAGCUUCUGCCAGCAUCCUGAGUCAACUUGAAACAUCUUUAAUUAACAAACAGAGAGAACCAUAUUCAGGAAGCAACUUUCUAUGCAGUGAAAGCAGCAGUGAUGAUGAAGAGCCUUUAUUUCAAUUAUCCAAGGUGGAACUGUGUGCCAAAAUAAAAAGUCUCAAGAGGAAGCUGACAGACACCAUGAGAGAAAACUGCCGCCUGAGGCAGUCCCUGGUGAUGCUUCAAGUGUUGCCACAGGCAGUCACUCAUUUUGAGGAACUGGUAGGGAUGGCUGAAGCAUUGCUCAAAGGGGGAGUGACAACGUCUACAUCCAGUCUUCAUUCCCAUGCUGUUUGGAAAGCAUCUAACAACUCUUUAGCAGAUGUGUAUGCAGCUAUGCAUAGUAACUCCAGCUCACCAAUAUCUUUGAAUGUGGAAGAUGAGGAGCAACCAACUGAAAAACAGUUCAAGAUUGAGAAGUGGCAGAUUGCACUUUGUAACAAGAGCAAACCUCAAAAGUUUAUAAACGACUUGAUGCAAGCACUUUAUACGCAUGAGUACAUGGCUACACACAGCCUGACAGGUGCAAAGUCAUCCUCUUCAAAGGAUAAAGCAGCGAAACCAGCUAUGAAUCAGAAUGAAGUUCAGGAAAUCAUAGGAAUUACAAAACAGUUGUUUCCAAACACAGAUGAUGCUUUAAUUAGGCGGAUGAUGGGACAAAAACUGAACAAUUGCACCAAGAAGCCAAUUUUAAGCAAAGAUCUUAACUCAGGUGCUUUUCAGAAGCAUGGUUUUUGUGGUUCAGCAGCUGCUCCUCAGGGCAUCAUCCCUUUGGCUGCUCCUCCCAGCACGCAAGACCAGCAGGAUGAUGAUACAACAGCUGCUAAUGCACAAAUUCAGCAGAGCCACAGCCAUCUGACUCCUCCACCUUUCAGCAGCCAAGGUGAGCAGGAGCGUUUCAAACCUACUUCUGAGGUGGAGUCUCAUCUCUCCAGAAGCUCACAAGCGCCCUCUGCCAACCAGGGUUGUGGACAGGAUCUCAGGAAUUCCGACAAGGAAUAACAAUGUACUUCAUGCCAGCUCAAGUUCCCGUUGGAGAUGAAGGAAUAAUAUAAAAUUAAAAUGAAAUAAUAUUUAUUGGGCCUAGCACCAUUGUACAGAGAUACUGCAAGCAGAGUAGAAGCUUGGGAGCAAUUCCUCAAGUGAAAAUCCCUCAGCUUAGGAAAAAUGAAGGCAUAUUAAUAUAUUUGGCUUUAAGAUAUUAUUAAAUAAAUGCAUGUUAUACUGUAAUUCAAAGAUAUAUAAACUUGAUCCAAAGAAUACAGGAACUGCUCCCCUUAGUUAGAAAAACACCACGUCAUUUAAAGUAACACCAACAGAAUUUGUAAGAGGAUCCUUAAUGCUCUUGCUUUCACCUUAACAGCUGAUGGAAAAUUGCUUUACUGAGCAGAAAAAGCUAUUACAUGUUGAUACAAAAGAGAUACAGAAGUAUGAAAGGAAAUUUAUAUUUGAGGAUGCUGUUAACUUAGAAGGAACAAAAAAUCUCAGGGCAGUGAAACUAUACUUCCUGAGAUGUCUGCAAGAAAGAAACAGCUCAUUUUUAACCUACAGAAGUUGGAAAGGCAAUGAAAGAAACCUCAUUCUUUCUUAGCUCAGGAAAGAAUGCCCUAGGAUAGCUUGGCUGGGUUGUGGAGGCCAUGGCUUCCCUCAUAGGCUUUUUGAUGCUGAUGCUUUGGUUUGGCAGCUCUCAUUCUCUCUUCCCUGGCCUCUGGGUCCAGAAGAUAAAGGUAACAGUUACCCCAGAAAAUGGAAGUUUCCCAGCCAGAAAAUCAAAGAUAAUCUCUGGAAAGCAGCUAGUAAAGGACAGAGCUGCCAGCUCUUCCUCUGUAUGUCUAGAUUUUUGGUACGCUGCUGUUCAAUUAAAGAGUAGGUGGAGAGGUAGAGCUUGUUCCUCACGGGGUUGGCACCAGAAGUCCUCCAUCAGCUGGGUAGUUCCUCUUGAGCUCUGACAUCAUUGUCCCAGGGGCAAAACUAGCAGUCAUGCACCCUGUAAUUGCCUGAGAAGGAUGAGGAAUGGUACUUUUUUUUUUCCUCUGUGGACUGAUUCCAGUUCUGUAGUGUGGGAAAGAGAGAACACUUGGAUUAUAACUUUCACACUUGAGGGUAUUUCUUUCAGAACAGAGAGUACUAACAGUUAAAUCUAUUUCAUACUUGGCAAACAUGCAAUUAAUGAAUCAAGAUGGAAAAAAAAAACAAAAACAAAACAAAAAUAACAUGACUAACUUCAUCUGAGGACUUCUAGAACUAGAAACAGUAGAAGGGUGAAUGCAAGGAAAAAAUCAGAAGGUAAGGUUAGCAACUGAAUACCUCUGAAGAGAAGUGCUGCAAACCUUCCUUUAUCAGAACAAUGCACUAAUAAAAUACACUGUAGAGAAGACUUCUGGAUGGGAUGGGGGAUAACUAAAGUGAUCUACUAGCCUCAUUCAGCUCUCAUGUCUACCAAUUCCUUGUAAAUAGGAUUAAGAUGAAAGCAAAUAGGACAAUGUGAUGUAAAUUCCACCUCACUGCCAUGCAUCAAAUGUAACUGGAGGAUGUUUGCUAUUAUAUAUAUUUUGUAUAUGUAUCUGUAUAUACAGCAUACAAGAAUGUAUAUAAUUAAUCAUAUUUUUGAAGCAGAUUUCUAUCAAAUAAAAUGAAACAUUACUA
This is a messenger RNA of Centrocercus urophasianus (Greater sage-grouse), 4092 nucleotides long. RefSeq names its product BEN domain containing 6 (gene BEND6). The coding region runs from base 907 to 2448 and encodes 513 amino acids. NCBI's taxonomy places the organism in Eukaryota, Metazoa, Chordata, Aves, Galliformes, Phasianidae. Gene Ontology annotation, cellular component: nucleus. The transcript is spliced from 11 exons. Gene Ontology annotation, biological process: negative regulation of Notch signaling pathway; positive regulation of neuron differentiation. Gene Ontology annotation, molecular function: DNA binding; transcription corepressor activity. The record is from RefSeq and is a predicted model, not a curated record.